AUGAAUCUCGACUAUAAAUACUCUUCUACAAAUCGUGUCAUCGGUGGACAGGGCAUCCGCCUUGAGCUGCCUUAUCCAAGACGUAAAUCUACUGUCAAGCCUGUUUCCUGUUAUUCGCGUAUUAAGCCCGUCGUGGUCGACUACCUUGACUGCCGAGAAGCUCUUGGGCUGUAUCCAGAGUCAUGGGUAAACAAAUCAAGGAACUCUGUCCCCGGCAUCUUUUGUGCAGAUGCCACAAAUUGGGGUUUCAUCUCCUACGUCUUUGGCGAUGCGAAUAUUUUUUCAUCGACAACUCAAUUAGCGCAACAGCAAGGUCUUGAUAUGUUCGAUUCAACAAAUUUGGGGGUAAUCAUCAAGGCAAUAAAGUCCCGUGGUCUUCUAUCACGCGCUGAAAAUGCACCAUUUCCAGGAUACUUGACUGCAAUUUAG
This is a messenger RNA of Aspergillus oryzae RIB40, 429 nucleotides long. RefSeq lists its product as uncharacterized. The record is from RefSeq and is a predicted model, not a curated record. Lineage: Eukaryota; Fungi; Ascomycota; Eurotiomycetes; Eurotiales; Aspergillaceae. The transcript is spliced from 4 exons. Bases 1 to 429 code for a protein of 142 amino acids.